AAAAAAGAAAAACAUAAUUGUGGAACUGCAAGAACACUUUGCACUGAAAAAACAAAAGUCUUGUUGCUUUUCUUCUACUUCUUCUUCUUCUUUUGUCUCUCUCUCCUUUGAUGAUGAGAGAGAAAAAGAAGCCCUCUGUGUUUGGGCGCGGAGUGGGUCCGAGCAACAAGCACCCGUCUCCUACUCAAGUCUUUUUCUCAUAAAUUCCUCAACUCCCUCGUCGCCAACUCCAUUUCGAUUUCAUCCUCUCUUUUUCCCACACAGUUAAAUAUUCGUUGCAAGGAAGGCCAGCUAAAGCUGCGCUUUUUCGCUUCUUGAAAGUUACAAUUCUCAAAAUUGAGCGCCAGACGAGAAAAGGGCUCCCAUAAAAAUCGAUUCUUGAACCCCAAUAGAAAAUGGGUGCUUUUGCGUUUCUUUUCUGGUUUUGAAAAGAGCUGCUUUUUGUUCGUUAGCGAAGAAAAAAGUGCUGAUUUCUCUCUCUGAUUGAAGAAUGUUGCUCAGGAAUUUGCGUUUGUCGGCAUUCCUCGUACUAAAUCUUUGUCUGUGCAUCGUUUCCUUGAACCCCGAUGGCCUGUCGCUGCUGUCCCUCAAGUCCGCCGUGGACGCCGCCUCCGCCGCCGCCUUCUUCUCCGACUGGAACGAGGACGACGCCACGCCGUGCCACUGGACGGGAAUCUCGUGUAUGAACGUCUCCGGCUCGGAGGAUCCCCGCGUGGUCGGAAUUUCCUUCGCCGGAAAGAAUCUCCGCGCCUACAUUCCGUCGGAGCUCGGCAGCUUGAUUUAUCUCCGGCGGCUGAACUUGCACGGCAACAAUUUCUACGGCGGAAUCCCCGAUCAAUUGUUCAAUGCCUCUUCGCUCCACAGCAUUUUCCUCUACGGGAACAACCUCUCCGGUUCCUUACCCCCCUCUUUAUGCAGCGUCCCCCGCCUGCAAAAUCUUGAUCUUUCGAAUAAUACGUUAUCCGGGCAGCUGCCGAAGUUCUUGCAGAACUGCCGGCAGCUGCAGCGCCUGAUUCUGGCCGGAAACAGGUUUUCCGGCCAGAUUCCGGAGGGGAUUUUCCCGGAGCUGGCUAAUCUUGAGCAGCUCGAUUUAUCCGGGAACGAGCUCAAUGGCUCGAUCCCGGAUGAUAUGGGGGAGCUUAAGUCAUUGUCUGGGACAUUGAACUUGUCUUACAAUCAUUUCACAGGGAGAAUUCCCAAGAGCUUGGGUGAUUUGCCUCUAACUGUGAGCUUUGAUCUGAGAGGAAAUGAUUUGAGUGGUGAGAUUCCUCAAACAGGGUCGUUUGCGAAUCAAGGGCCAACUGCAUUCUUGGAUAAUCCUAGUUUGUGUGGCUUCCCUUUGCAGAGGUCUUGCAAGAACACUAGCUCGGAUAGUUCGCCUAGUGUUGAGUAUGGUUUGCAGGAUAGCGAUGGGGUUGGGGGCCGGAGGGGGCUGAGGCCCGGGAUGAUCAUACUGAUAUCCGUGGCUGAUGCAGUGGGAGUGGCGGUUGUAGGGUUGGUUGUGGUUUAUGUGUAUUGGAAGAGGAAGGAUUCCCAUGGUUGUAGCUGCACCGGGAAAGGGAAGCUCGGGGGGAAUGAGAAGGCGGGGUUGUGUGCUUUUCCUUGCAUUGGGUUUGGCGGCUUCCCUAGUAAUGACUCGGAGGUGGAGUCAGAAAAGGGCGGUAGUGGUGGUGGUGGUGGUGCUAGUGGUGGGAUGAGUGGCGGAGAGGGUGAUCUUGUGGCCAUUGAUAAGGGGUUUAACUUUGAGUUGGACGAGCUUUUGAGGGCAUCGGCUUAUGUGUUGGGGAAGAGUGGUUUAGGGAUAGUGUACAAGGUUGUGCUCGGGAAUGGGGUGCCGGUGGCGGUUAGGAGGUUGGGGGAAGGAGGGGAGCAACGGUAUAAGGAGUUUGUGGCGGAGGUGCAGGCGAUUGGGAGGGUCAAGCAUCCGAACGUGGUGAAGCUGAGGGCGUAUUAUUGGGCGCCCGACGAGAAGCUUCUCAUCAGUGAUUUCAUCUCCAAUGGUAGCUUGGCGUCUGCUCUUCGAGGGAAGGCGGGGACGACGUCGUCCCCGUUGUCCUGGUCGAUCAGACUGAAAGUCGCGAAGGGGGCAGCCCGGGGGCUCGCCUACCUCCACGAAUGCAGCCCGAGGAAAUUUGUCCACGCGGAUGUGAAGCCAUCAAACAUCCUCGUAGACAACGAGUACCAACCCUACGUAUCCGAUUUUGGCCUCAACCGGCUCAUCACCAUCACCGGGAACAACCCCUCCUCAUCCGGUGGCUUCAUCGGGGGGGCCCUUCCGUAUCUCAAGGGGCCUCAGCCGGAAAAGGUCAACAACUACCGGGCACCAGAGGCCCGGAUCCCCGGUGCCCGGCCUACACAGAAAUGGGACGUCUACUCGUUUGGAGUAGUGUUGCUCGAGUUGCUAACGGGGAAGACUCCUGAGAUCUCCUCCCCGACUAGCUCGACCUCCACGGAGAUUCUAGACCUAGUGAGGUGGGUGAGGAGAGGGUUCGAGGAGGAGAGCCCGUUGUCGGACAUGGUGGAUCCGGUUUUGCUCCAAGAGGUGCAUGCCAAGAAGGAAGUGCUCGGAGCGUUUCACGUAGCCCUAGCGUGCACGGAGGCCGACCCGGAUGCCCGGCCGCGGAUGAAGACCGUGUCGGAGAAUCUCGACAAGAUCGGAGCGUGAGAGGCUAAGCAUUGUUUUGCAGUUGUGUUUCUUGCACUACUAGUUGUUCUGUCCGAAGAAGAAGACGAUGCAGAGUUUUUUUAUUUUUUUUCUAUAUGAUUCUUUUUACUACAGCUUCAUUUUGCAAUUCAAAGUAGAAAACUAGCUAUGGUGUAAUUUAUCUUGGUUUUAAGGUAUCCUCUUGUAAUAACUGGGGUCUAUAUAUAUAACUAUUUUCAAUUUUGUAUUUCA
Salvia miltiorrhiza (redroot sage) is the source of this 2896-nucleotide messenger RNA. Its product is annotated as receptor protein kinase-like protein ZAR1. Gene Ontology annotation, molecular function: ATP binding; protein binding; protein kinase activity. Gene Ontology annotation, biological process: protein phosphorylation. The record is from RefSeq and is a predicted model, not a curated record. The transcript has 2 exons. NCBI's taxonomy places the organism in Eukaryota, Viridiplantae, Streptophyta, Magnoliopsida, Lamiales, Lamiaceae. Bases 491 to 2665 code for a protein of 724 amino acids.